Molecule: messenger RNA, 2261 nt
Organism: Doryrhamphus excisus (bluestripe pipefish)
Lineage: Eukaryota; Metazoa; Chordata; Actinopteri; Syngnathiformes; Syngnathidae
Gene: tfap2e
Product: transcription factor AP-2 epsilon
Biological process (GO): anatomical structure development; regulation of transcription by RNA polymerase II; regulation of cell population proliferation
Cellular component (GO): nucleus
Molecular function (GO): DNA-binding transcription factor activity, RNA polymerase II-specific; RNA polymerase II transcription regulatory region sequence-specific DNA binding
Source: RefSeq, a predicted model, not a curated record
UGUGUGUGUCUGUGCAGCAACAUCUCUACUUGUGCGUAAAAGGAAGCCAAAGAAAAGUCAUUAAGUCUUAUUACUAUUAUUAUUAUUAUUAUAUUAUUAUUAUGGAGUCGUGAAAAGAAGCUGGAUUACAUCUUGGGGAAUUUUGGUGAUACCUUGGAAGAUUAAGCAUCCGGUUGAUUUUUGACGGCUUGGGGGUGUUGAGAGUGGGUCCAGAUGUUAAUCCACACCUAUUCGGCUAUGGACCGCGCAGACGGACUUAGCAGCUCCUCACCAAGCGGCCGCCUCUCCCAACUGUCCUCCCUCAACCAGGCCGCCUACUCGUCGGCUCCCCCGCUAUGCCACACUCCGGCCUCCGACUUCCAGCCUCCGUAUUUCCCUCCCCCGUACCCCCAGUCCUCCCUGUCGUACUCCCAAAGCCAGGACUCGGCCUACUCCCACCUGUCGGACCCUUACCCUUCCAUCAACUCCAUCCAUCAGCACCAACAAGCCGCGUGGCAUUCCCAGAGGUCACGCUCCGAGGAUGGGGGGCUCCUGUCGCAAACACACAGGGCUCUCGGGCUCGACCCCCGGCGGGAGUACCCGGCAGUCCCACGCCUGCUGCACGGUCUCGGGGAAGGGGGAGCCGCUCUUGGGGAUGGUCCUCUCGGGAUGCACCUGGGACAUCACGGCCUGGAAGAACUACAGGGAAUGGAGGAAGGAUCAGCCUUGGGCAUCCUGGACCACUCUGUCAUUAAAAAAGUUCCUAUCCCAUCCAAGCUAAACGGCUCGGCCCUGUCGGCCUUGUCCAUCUGUAAGGAUGGUCUCACCAUGGGCGGCGUGUCCAACCCGGCCGAGGUUUUCUGUUCGGUGCCGGGUCGCCUCUCGCUGCUCAGCUCCACCUCCAAGUACAAGGUGACGGUCGGGGAGGUGCAGCGACGGCUCUCCCCGCCAGAGUGCCUCAACGCCUCUCUGCUGGGCGGCGUCCUUCGCAGGGCCAAGUCCAAGAAUGGUGGCCGCUGUCUGAGAGAGCGUCUGGAGAAGAUUGGCCUCAACCUGCCCGCCGGGCGACGCAAGGCAGCUAACGUCACUCUGCUAACGUCUCUGGUGGAGGGUGAGGCUGUCCAUCUGGCGAGGGAUUUCGGGUAUGUGUGCGAGACCGAGUUCCCAGCCAGAGCCGCCGCUGAGUACCUGUGCAGGCAGAGCGAGCCCGACCAGCUCCCGACGCGACGGAGCAUGCUGCUCGCCACCAAGGAGAUCUGUAAGGAGUUUGUGGACCUCAUGUCCCAGGACCGCUCUCCGCUCGGGGGCAGCAGACCCACCCCGUGCCUGGAGCCAAGCCUCCAGGGGAGCCUCACCCACUUCAGCCUGCUCACCCACGGCUUCGGUACCCCGGCCAUCUGCGCCGCGCUCUCCGCUUUCCAGAGCUACCUGAUGGAGGCCAUCAAAAUGCUGGACAAGGGAGACGGGGGAGGGAAGAGCCACCACGACAAGGAGAUGAAGCACCACCGUAAAUAAGCAGGAUGAGGACACGUAAACUGAGAACCCUCCUUGGACCCUUUUUUGCUGAAGGAGGCCGGGCUUUUCUGCUCAUAUCUGUACUGUAACGUUUGUCCAUAAACACCUCUCUUCAAAAUGGACCUCUCCUCUCAGUAGCAUCCACCUCAGGAUGAGCUCCUACACAUGGCAGUAUUGUUUCAUUCCAUUUUUUAUUUUUAUUUUUUAUUUUUUGGUCAUCAAGCGGAUCUUUGGGACACGUAUAAAAGCCAUAUCUGAGGCACAUCUACUUGUAGUUCAUAGCAGGGUGCUCAUGGGAAAUGGAGUUGCAUGUGUCCUCGGUCGACAAAGGGGGAGUCAAAAAUGCAGCCUUUUAUUUUGAAAUCGUGCGUGUGGCGUAUACAUAAGUUAAUAAGAGCGAAUCAUUUUGUACUUUCUGUGUAUGUUUAUUAUUGUUAUUACUGUUAUUAUUGUAUUACGUCAUAAAUGUAAUAUAUUAUUAAAAAAUGAAGAAUGGAGGUGAGCUUAAUAUCUUUAUGCACCUUCAAACCGAAUGCUUUUAUUUUGAUGACAUUAGCUUUUUCCUGUGUUUACGUCCAUAUGUCUGAAUUGUAUACUAAAUCUGGCAGCAAGGUCAUAACCCGUAAAAACCUUAUUGAUUAACUGAUUAAUCAAUUAAGCUUCAUUAUUUAGUCAAUGAAAUGUUGAGGAGUGCUUAUUGCAACAAUAAUGGAACGGCUUGUUAUCAAUAAAAAAAUGAUAUGAAUAAAAUACAAAUGUAAAAUAUA